Tribolium castaneum (red flour beetle) is the source of this 4376-nucleotide messenger RNA. Its product is annotated as calpain-D. Gene Ontology annotation, molecular function: calcium-dependent cysteine-type endopeptidase activity. Gene Ontology annotation, biological process: proteolysis. Gene Ontology annotation, cellular component: cytoplasm. The transcript is spliced from 11 exons. Bases 136 to 4083 code for a protein of 1315 amino acids. NCBI's taxonomy places the organism in Eukaryota, Metazoa, Arthropoda, Insecta, Coleoptera, Tenebrionidae. The record is from RefSeq and is a predicted model, not a curated record.
UGUUCGCAGGCGCCAAGGGCGCAUCAAUAUGGCGAAGAAUUUGAAAAUAGCCCUCUUGAGGCAUCAGCUGUUCGCUUCGUUCCGUUGACACAGUUUCGGUGUUUUGAUGGGUGUCUUAGCCAUGUGCCAAUUGCCAUGGGUGCCAUCGCCUCGGUGCUUCAAUGGCAUUGCGGCUCGUGCAGCUUAAUAAACCCAACCGAGCAGCUGAAAUGCAUCAGAUGUGGUACCAGCAGACAGAUCCAGCACACAAACAAAGGCCAUGACAUUGCUGGAAGCGACCCAUUUGCUGGUGGUAGCAGCAGUGCAAAUUGUACAGUAAUAAGACGCUUAAAAUCCACAGCUAAAUCCUCAUUACACGACAGCGGCUCUCUAAAGCGGAAUUGUUCGUCGUUGGUGCGUAACACCGUCAUAAACACCGUUCUCUUGCUCCAAAGAAGCGCCUCAGUUAAAAUAACCGAAAAGAAACCGCUUGGCAAUAACAUCCACAAAUCUAAAAGUUUCCAAGACUUGACCAGACACAACGUUUGUGAAAACUGCUCGGUUGUUUUUGUUUCGGUUGCAAGACGGUGUCUUUUGUGUGAAGGGGGCGUAGGAAUGAUGAACGUAGCUCAAUCACCUUGCAAAAAUUGUGCUUCACUCACUCCAAUCGAACAACCAAAUUUCAGGAAUUAUGACAUACUUAAUUGUGAUAGACCGUUAACGUGCGUGUGUCAAAGAGCAAAGAACAACAGUUUCAUUUCACUUUCGAGCAUUGAAAGUUUCAGUUGUUCGGUUGCACAACAAUUACACUGUGAUCCUUUAAUACCAAGCAACAUUCGAACCACUGCGAGCGGAAUUAAUAAAGGGCAUAGCCCUAAUUAUACGUGGAAUAAGGGGGCGAUUGGUGGGAAUUCCUGGACUUGUAAACGAUGCACUUUACUAAACGGACCUAAUAGAGAUGUUUGUGAAGCGUGCGAAACGCCGCACACCUCAGAUCUAAACAGCAAUUUUAAUCCGAGCGUUAUCAUCAAGGUUGAUAAUUGGGCCGAUAAUGAAGCGUUGAGAAACCCAAGUCACAAUCAACGGCCCUCAUAUCGCCGCUCUUUUUCCGAACUCCCCACAUCCCAGAAUCUCCACGUCCCGAAUAUUAAUCGUAGAAGUCUCGGUAACGAAGUGUUGGAGUCAGUUUUUCCAAAAUCGAGCACUUCAAUGACCGAUAUACAAUCCUCUCAACAUUCCUUCGAUGGCAUUACGACUAGAUAUAGUAAUCUUAAUUUAAAUAGAAGUACAAGUGAUAUUACGUGCAAUGAAGGUGCCACUGCCACCACUUUAUACACCUACAUUGGCAUUUCGGAACCGGAUAAAGACAAAACACAUAUUUACGAAAAUCAAGGAAUCGUCAACGCUCACAACAGCAAAAAAGGCGAUUUUGAUAGUGAACAACACGACAAAAUAUUGCAAGCGCUGAAAUCGGGAAGCAAUUCAGUUAACAUAAACUGGCCGUUUGAUAAAAGAAAAUGGACUUGUCGGCAGUGUUCUUUUGCAUACAAUGAUUUUAAUAAUUUCAAGUGCGAUAUUUGUAAAGGUCCGAGAACCAGACCCUCAUUGAAUGAACCUUGCACUGUCACUGUCACAGAGGAUAGGAAUAGUGGAGCCACUCCAUUGUCUUUGAAUUGGAGCGACUCCAUGGAGCUGCAGGUGCCCCUGGCGACGCUGGACCAAGACCUGGACGACGACUUCCAGCUCUUGCCAGGACUUUUUCUAGGCGAUGAUAGUCCAGUAGACGACCAGAAAUGGACUUGUAAAAAAUGUACGCUUGUAAAUAGCGGUCGUUCGUUAAUUUGUGAGGCUUGUUGCGGUUCAAAAUUGCGUUCGCUUUCAAUGACUGGCGAUAUGACGCUUCGAAAAGGCGAAUUUUGGUCGUGUGUUAAAUGUACUUUGAAAAAUCCGUUAACGGCGCCGAUUUGUAAAGCCUGUAAGACUGAGAAAAAUAGUUUAGAUGUGGUGGCAUUGUCGAAUCGAAAUCCAUCACCACGUCACGGUUCAUCCAAAAAGUACAAUAAAAGUUCGUACGCCAAAGUAAAUCAUAAUCAGAAAGUUAUUGUGAAUCGAAGCAAAACUCGAAUUAAUUUGAUGUCGGAUUUAGAUCAUAGUCAGAGUAAUGCGAUUAAAGCGUGGCAGUGUAUGAUUUGCACUUUUGAAAAUACCAAGUCUCAAAUUAUCUGUGAUAUGUGCCAGAAAAUACGUGAAGAUAUUAGGACCACGCCUCCUGAAGAACCGUCAAGGUUGAGUCAAGAGGAAUUAGCUAAUAAGCAUUGGAAUUAUAUAGUGAGAUAUUGUAAGUUGAAGAAGCAGAGUUACGUUGAUGAAUCUUUUCCGCCGUCACCGAGUAGUCUUUAUUAUAAUCCUUCGGAAGUCAAAGACGCUCACACGGUUAAAUGGAAACGACUCCGUGAUAUAACAGUCGAUGACGGUCCAGACUCCGAUCUAAUUUGGGCCGUGUUUCGAAAACCACACCCUUCCGACAUUUCGCAAGGAGUUUUGGGCAAUUGUUGGCUGUUGAGUGCCUUAGCCGUGCUGGCAGAACGCGAAGAUCUCAUUCGAGCUGUCUUGAUAACGAGAGAUUUUUGCCAUCAGGGAGUUUACCAAGUCAGACUCUGUAAAGAUGGCAAUUGGACCACUGUUCUCGUUGACGAUUACUUUCCAUGUGAUAAAAAGGGACACUUGUUUUAUUCCCAAGCGAAGCGGAAACAACUUUGGGUUCCUCUAAUCGAAAAAGCCGUCGCUAAAAUUCACGGUUGUUACGAAGCUCUAGUUUCGGGGCGUGCAAUUGAAGGUUUAGCAACACUAACUGGGGCACCUUGUGAAUCUAUUCCUCUUCAAGCUUCUUCAAUUCCUGCUCCUGCUGAGGAGGAACUUGACACUGAUCUCAUUUGGGCACAACUUUUGUCUUCACGUCAGGCACUUUUUUUAAUGGGGGCGUCAUGUGGUGGCGGCAAUAUGAAAGUGGACGAAGUCGAGUACCAAAAUAAGGGACUUAGACCACGUCACGCCUAUUCUUUGUUAGAUGUUAGAGAUGUGGAUGGUUAUAGGCUUCUUAAAUUACGAAAUCCUUGGGGACAUUUCGUAUGGAAGGGCGAUUGGUCGGACACUUCCGACAAGUGGACGCGGGCGCUCCGCAUGGAAUUAAUGCCAGAAGGGCCACAAGAUGGUACUUUUUGGAUUUCGUUCGGUGAUGUUUUGAAAUAUUUCGACUGCAUCGAUAUUUGUAAAGCACGGAAUGGUUGGAACGAAGUUAGACUUUCGGGUGUUUUACCGCCACUUUCGUCACAGAAACACUUGUCUUGUAUUUUGCUCACGGUUUUGGAACCCACUGAAGUCGAUUUUACGCUUUUUCAAGAGGGCCAACGCAAGUCGGAAAAAUCUCAACGAUCUCAGCUCGAUUUAUGUGUUGUUCUUUUCAAAGCACGAAACGGUUCAACCAUUGGUAGUUUAGUGGAACAUAGCAAAAGACAGGUUCGAGGUUUCGUCGGUUGCAAUAAAAUGUUAGAAGCUGGGGAAUAUGUUGUUGUUCCGUUAGCCUUCAAUCACUGGCAUACUGGUUUGGAAGAUCUCACUGCAUUCCCAAGAUAUGUUUUAGCCAUUCACAGUUCAAAGAAAUUACUGGCAGAACAAUUAACUCCUCCUGAUUGUAUUUUGGCCGAUUCGAUAAUUUCCUUGACUUUGGCACGUGGCCAAAGACAUGAAGGUCGUGAAGGUAUGACCGCUUAUUAUUUGACCAAAGGAUGGGCGGGUUUGGUCGUCAUGGUUGAAAAUCGCCAUGAAAAUAAAUGGAUUCAUGUGAAAUGUGAUUGUCAAGAAAGUUAUAAUGUGGUGUCAACACGUGGUACGUUGAAAACGGUCGAUUCUGUGCCUCCUUUGACGCGACAAGUUAUUAUUGUUUUAACGCAACUUGAGGGUAGUGGCGGUUUUUCUAUAGCUCAUAGACUUACACAUAGACUUGCUAAUUCACAGGGUUUAUAUGAUUGGGGGCCUUCUGGCACUUGUCACGAUCCAGAGCUAGAUUAUCAGACCAGCGGUUUGCAUAUGCCACGAUUGUUUUGAAUUUUGUUAUAUAUUAUGGCCUAAAUGUGUCAUUUAUUGUUUAAUCAUCUCGAUUCUUAUUCCUCGAAAAUUGUUUAUUGAAAACGUAUUAUACGAAUAAUGCAGUGUUCAGUUUUUAUGACGUAUAAACGUGAUUGUUAACGUAACUACGUUUGUUCUCUCGUUAAGUGACUUAGUUACGUUAGCUGUUUGGUGUUUAAUAGUACAGUUUCAGUAACAUGCUUUUUAGAUUGUCUUGCAAAGUUUGUGUGAAAUCGUACAUUGUUAAGAAUUAAAGUAAGCUUUCAAGUAAA